Molecule: messenger RNA, 1220 nt
Organism: Dentiscutata erythropus
Lineage: Eukaryota; Fungi; Glomeromycota; Glomeromycetes; Diversisporales; Gigasporaceae
Source: the annotation of a GenBank genome assembly
AUGGAUAUACAACCUAAAGAGAUUUCUUUGGAUGAGUCUAUUGAUUCCGGAAAAGGAAUCAAUUUUGAUGGAAGCAGUGACUAUGAUGCUGAUGAGGACAGCAAUAACGAUGAUGGAACAUCAAGUGCAUUAAGAAACCAAACUUUCGAUGAAUUUACAAGUUCUCAUGAUCAGAAGAACAACGAUGAAUUCAACGAAAAUGAUAAAAUUUUAUUUACAAAUCGAUUUAAUUCUAUGGAUGACCGUAAAAAAUGGAAAUUGAGUACGGAAAUUUAUGUUGAAAACAUAAUAUAUGAUUUGGGUAUGAAGUGCAAGUACCAUAAAAAUUAUAGAGACGAACAAUUACAUAUUACAGAUGAUUUAUUGAAAUAUAUCAAUACCUUUGCGAAAGAUUCAACAAAAGAUAUUCGGGAAGCUUUAUAUGCGCCUCACCCAAAAUUAAAUCGAAAUUAUGAUCCAUUCGCUGAUUUUGCUUAUGAACACGUUCGGACAACAGUAUCGGACUGGGUAAGAUUACUAGAAAUGCGGCCAAACCCACUUACCAUGAAUAACUUCUCGGAAAACUGGUUUAGAACCAACGUGUGGAGAACUUUAGAUGUAGCGUUUUCUGACAUGCCUUUUGUUUUUUUUGUUGGAGGUGAAAAGGCCGGGGUGGCGAGUUCAGAAAGGAAGAACCGAGAUAGGCAAUUAAGUAAUGUUGAUAAAAUGAAACGUAAGAUUGUUGGUAAAAAAGGGGAUGGUUACGUAAGAGAAUUUGGUUCAAAGCCUACUGAUUGGGCUGCAACAGAAGGCGGUAAUAGAUGGGAAGGCGUUAAAGGCACUAAACUCAUAAAAGAAUGUGGAUUGAGUCUACCAAAGACUCUAAAGGACAUUUUUAUAAGCCUUUCCCAUAGAAUAAAUUUUUGCGAAGAAAAAAUGCGUCAAAUUAGUGUGCCAGGAUUUUUUUUCUCAGGAGCAGUUUUAAUUAAAACCAAGCUCGACUUCCCAAGUGGUUAUGUAUGUAGAUAUACAAGGGAAAAGCCUCUUGAGGUUAAGGCAGACGUUACACAAUUUAAUAGAACGUUGGAUGCUUUGCUUGAGAUCUUACGAUCGAUGAAGAUUGUUAAUAACACGGUCAAGAAUGAGGAUAACUUAAGUAGGUGGAAAAACAGACGAAGGUAUGAUGAAUUUGUAAUUCCAGAUUGUCAUUAUACACCUAGAAAAGAAUCGCCAAAAGCCAG